GAGCGGGGCCGGCGCCGCGGCCGCUUCUCCUCGCCGAGCUGCUGCCGCCUCUGGGCGGACUGGCGGACGAGUGGACGCCCGAAGCUGGGGGCCGCGCGGCGGGACCGGCGGGACGCCGCGGGGCUGACCGGCCCCGAUGAGGCGGAAGGAGAAGCGGCUUCUGCAGGCGGUGGCGCUGGUGCUGGCGGCCCUGGUCCUCCUUCCCAACGUGGGACUCUGGGCGCUGUACCGCGAGCGGCAGCCCGACGGCACCCCCGGGGAAUCGGGGGCAGCGGUGCCCCCGGCAGCCGGACAGGGAUCACACAAUCAACAAAAGAGGAUAUUUUUCUUGGGCGAUGGGCAGAAGCUGAAGGACUGGCAUGACAAAGAAGCCAUCAGAAGGGAUGCUCAGCGUGUAGGAAAUGGAGAACAAGGGAGACCUUACCCCAUGACCGAUGCCGAGAGAGUGGAUCAGGCGUACCGAGAAAAUGGAUUUAACAUCUACGUCAGUGAUAAAAUCUCCCUGAACCGCUCUCUCCCUGAUAUUCGGCACCCAAACUGCAACAGCAAACGCUACCUGGAGACGCUCCCCAACACCAGCAUCAUCAUCCCCUUCCACAAUGAGGGUUGGUCCUCCCUCCUCCGCACCGUCCACAGCGUGCUGAACCGCUCGCCCCCAGAGCUGAUCGCCGAGAUUGUGCUGGUCGAUGACUUCAGUGAUCGAGAACACCUGAAGAAGCCACUUGAAGACUACAUGGCCCAUUUCCCCAGUGUGAGGAUUCUCCGAACCAAGAAACGGGAAGGUCUGAUAAGGACCCGGAUGCUAGGGGCCUCGGCAGCAAUUGGGGAUGUCAUCACCUUCCUGGACUCACACUGUGAAGCCAAUGUCAAUUGGCUCCCUCCCUUGCUCGACCGCAUCGCUCGGAACCGCAAGACCAUCGUGUGCCCGAUGAUUGAUGUGAUUGACCACGAUGACUUCCGGUAUGAGACGCAGGCAGGGGAUGCCAUGCGGGGCGCCUUUGACUGGGAGAUGUACUAUAAGCGGAUCCCCAUCCCUCCAGAACUGCAGAAGGCCGACCCCAGCGACCCAUUUGAGUCUCCCGUGAUGGCCGGUGGACUCUUCGCCGUGGAUCGGAAGUGGUUCUGGGAGCUGGGCGGGUACGACCCAGGCCUGGAGAUCUGGGGAGGCGAGCAGUAUGAAAUCUCAUUCAAGGUGUGGAUGUGUGGGGGCCGCAUGGAGGAUAUCCCCUGCUCCAGGGUGGGCCAUAUCUACAGGAAGUACGUACCCUACAAAGUCCCUGCUGGCGUCAGCCUGGCCCGGAACCUGAAACGAGUGGCGGAAGUGUGGAUGGACGAGUACGCCGAGCACAUCUACCAGCGCCGGCCUGAGUACCGCCACCUCUCCGCUGGGGACGUGGCCGCCCAGAAGAAACUGCGCAGCUCCCUUAACUGCAAGAGUUUCAAGUGGUUCAUGACCAAGAUCGCCUGGGACCUGCCCAAAUUCUACCCGCCCGUGGAGCCCCCGGCCGCUGCUUGGGGGGAGAUCCGCAACGUGGGCACGGGGCUGUGUGCGGACACGAAGCAUGGGGCCCUGGGCUCCCCGCUGAGGCUGGAGGGCUGCGUCCGGGGCCGCGGGGAGGCCGCCUGGAACAACAUGCAGGUGUUCACCUUCACCUGGAGAGAGGACAUCCGGCCUGGGGACCCCCAGCACACCAAGAAGUUCUGCUUCGACGCCAUCUCCCACACCAGCCCUGUGACCCUGUACGACUGCCACAGCAUGAAGGGCAACCAGCUGUGGAAAUACCGAAAAGACAAGACCCUGUUCCACCCCGUCAGUGGCAGUUGCAUGGAUUGCAGCGAAAGUGACCACAGGAUCUUCAUGAACACCUGCAACCCCUCCUCUCCCACCCAGCAGUGGCUGUUUGAACAUACCAACUCAACAGUCCUGGAGAAAUUCAAUAGCAACUGAGCCUGCACGCCCACGGCAGGCCUGGCAGGGUCCCCAUGCCGCUCGCUGCAGGGUUUCCGUGGGCACCGGGACGGAAGGUGCCGGCCAGCCGGCGCAGGGCGGAGCGGGCUCCUGAAGCGGGAGCCAGGCGUCUGCCUGGUGUGGGGCCUGCGCUGCGGGGACCGUGUGGGGUGCAGACCCCACAAGAGGCCCCACGAGGGCACAGGCCCUGCUGUAACUCCUGACAGUACCGUGGAAACCCGGCGGGCCUGCUCAGCUUUGUCACCUUGUUCCCUUGAGCAGGAGAAAUGCCAGGGCAGCCCUAGGCCACCCAAAAAGGAGGCGUGUAUAUGACAGUCCUUUAGAAAGGGAAGCAAACUUUGCUAGCUCAUCGUCACCCAUCUGCAGGGGAAAAGAAAGGAGUGUUUCUUGGGGACGCUGGUUUCAGCCUUUUCACGUCUGCCCACCACGGGGGUAAAUGCAGUUCCUGGCACGCUUCUGCGCCCUGUCACAGCCCCAGGUAAUGCAGUCGAAGGCCCCACCUGGGGCCCUCAGAGUGUUCGGUAUCGGACGCCGGCCAGCCGCCAGGCCUGGGGUCAGGGACUGGACCCUCAGGCGUUCCUUUGCAGCUGUGGACACACAGGGUGUUACCGCUUGCUCUCUGGGUACUUGAAAUGCCCAUUUUAGUGCCCUCCGGGCACAGGGACAGCUCAGCCACCAGCUUUUUCAGACUGUUUCAGAUGGCCGUGGGCCCUGGAAAAGGCCUAGUAGAUGAUCUCCAAACUAGGAAUUCUGGCUGAAUUUCCUUGGUCAGUGCUUCUGUCUCCUCUCCCCUCCCCUCCUCUCCCCUC
Molecule: messenger RNA, 2778 nt
Organism: Pteronotus mesoamericanus
Lineage: Eukaryota; Metazoa; Chordata; Mammalia; Chiroptera; Mormoopidae
Gene: GALNT10
Product: polypeptide N-acetylgalactosaminyltransferase 10
Exons: 12
Coding region: 137-1948 (603 amino acids)
Biological process (GO): protein O-linked glycosylation
Cellular component (GO): Golgi apparatus
Molecular function (GO): polypeptide N-acetylgalactosaminyltransferase activity
Source: RefSeq, a predicted model, not a curated record